AUGGAUUCGACUGCUGACAAGAACAAAGAUGGUCAGGAAGACAUGAUGGCGAUCGAUGAAACUCCGAUCCAGCAGGACGUGGCUGUCAAAAGAAAAGGGAGAGGAUUCAAAGCUGGCGAGUCCAAUGAACCUAUGGAACUUGAUCCGUCUAAUGGCCAACAAGUUGUCUAUGAUCGAUUGGACGAACAGCAGAUGAAGGAGAAGGAACAAACCGCUGGAAACGCAGCUCGAUCGGUGGAAGGAUGGGUGGUGAUCGUACAAGGUGUUCACGAGGAAGCUACUGAAGAAGAUUUGAUGGAAAAAUUCAGCGAUUACGGACAUGUUAUGAACCUAGCGAUGCCACUAGAUCGUCGAACGGGUUACGUCAAGGGGUACGCUUUAGUCGAGUACGAGACACGAAAAGAGGCCGAGAUGGCCAUAAAAUCAGGCACAGAGAGCAAACUAUUGGACCAAACAUUGAAGUGUGAUUUUGCGUUUGUGAGGGCUCCCACCGGCGCUUCUGCUCCCGUCGGUCAACCUAAAGUUCGUCGAGGAGGUAGAAGUAGGAGUCCACCUAAAAAACCUCUCGUUAAUCGAAUUGAUUAA
Molecule: messenger RNA, 585 nt
Organism: Puccinia triticina
Lineage: Eukaryota; Fungi; Basidiomycota; Pucciniomycetes; Pucciniales; Pucciniaceae
Exons: 5
Coding region: 1-585 (194 amino acids)
Biological process (GO): RNA splicing
Cellular component (GO): cytoplasm; exon-exon junction complex; nucleus
Molecular function (GO): mRNA binding
Source: RefSeq, a predicted model, not a curated record